Protopolystoma xenopodis is the source of this 360-nucleotide messenger RNA. The record is from the annotation of a GenBank genome assembly. Lineage: Eukaryota; Metazoa; Platyhelminthes; Monogenea; Polystomatidea; Polystomatidae.
AUGAGGCCUCAUCGCCGCCUCCACGACACUGACUGCUCGUCCGUAUCCUACGCCCGUCCUACCCCUCACUUUGGCUGGCCAGGUCGACUGUACCAGCCGACACUCUCCACCAGUCUCUUGUUCCACACCCUUCAGUCUGCCCCCCUCCUCCACUCCACCCACCAACCUCCUACUGAGUGUUCUACACUCGCAUGUCGUUCAAGUCCCCAUCGCUUUCUGAGUAUUGCCGAACAGACUGAAUGCAGGCCGUAUGAAAUUGUACCAUCUUGUACCAUCUCGUUGGGCAUUCGCCAACCAGGCACUGUGUUUAGUGCCUUCCUCCAGGCCAAAGUAAUUAUAGAUGCAGGAGCGCACAAUUGA